GAGGCGCUGCCAACCUGGGCGCGCACCUGUAGCCUGGGCGGACCGCAAGAAUGGCGGGCUCCCGGCUGCUGCCCCUGACGCUGGCUUUGCUUCUGUUCGCGAGAACCGGCGACUCCUCCGUCGUCCUUACAUGUACAGGUGUUGCUUUUACACUACUCUGGGAGAGCGUAAUAACAAACAACUCCCCCUCCCCAACUACAGAAUCAACACAGACAACCUCCGAUCCCUCCUCCCAAAGUCCAGAGAUAACCCCUGAGUCCACCUCUCCAAGUCUCCACCCCACAAGUCUGGAAACCACAUCCUCUGCACACUCCAGCUCCAACCCCACAAGUCUGGAAGCCACAUCCUCUGCACACUCCAGCUCCAACCCCACAACAGGUUCAGCCUCCCCAGAACCAGAGACAGCUUCUUUCCCCAGCUCUGUGUUCCCCAGUUCUGAGCCAACCACCACACCCCAGUUCACGAACUUGGCUCCACAAGGGUCACCCACUACGUCCAGUCCAGGCCAGGAUGCAGGCAGCCUCUGGAUCCCCACAUCACACAGGAACCCCGGUGUGGUGACUGCUGUGUGUCUGCUUGUGUCUGUCUUACUCAUCGGCUCUGUGUUCAUCGCUGUGAGACAUUUUAAUCGAGAUUUGCCAGCUUUUCACAAUCUGGAUACGGUAUCCAUGGUGAGAUGGGUACAGGCAGGGCUGGGGCUGCUGACUUCCCAGUAGAAUCCUCCUGCAGUAGAAUCCUGUGGUACUUAAUGCGUCUUCCUCUUCUAGGGCAGUGUGAGUCAGAGGCUGCCAUUCGCUGACCGCCUACAGUCGUGACUCUCAGAGACCCAGAUUAUGGUGUGGGUGACACCUGGAAAGAAGAGUGUCUGGAAACUCCCCUCCCCCGCUAUCCUGACCUGGGGAUAAGGGUCAGGAGGACGGCUGGAGCCCAGGGGUUUCAGGCCCACACAUCUAGUACCCAACUCAGUUAUUACAUCAAUCCAGGAGUGAUGGAGCACACCUGUCAUCCCUGCACUUGGGAAGUAGAGACAGGAGGAUCAGGUGUUCAAGUCCACCCUGAACUACAUAAGGGGUUUGAGGUCAGCCUGGCCUGCAUGAGACUCUGUCUUUAAAAUAAUUGGUUUUUUUGGGGGGGGCAGCAUGGUUCAAUGGUUAAGAACACUGUCUGCUUUCCAGAGGACCAGGGCUCUGUUUCCAGCACCCUCGUGUAAACUCACAACCAUCAAUAAUUCCAGUCCUAGGGGAUCCGGUGGCCUCUUUUGGCCUCUGCUGUCACCAGGUGAUAUACAGACAUACAUGCAGACAAAACACAUUAAAAAAAAUAAAACUAAAUAAACACAAACUA
Messenger RNA from Rattus rattus (black rat), 1344 nucleotides. Its product is annotated as salivary glue protein Sgs-3-like. The transcript is spliced from 4 exons. Lineage: Eukaryota; Metazoa; Chordata; Mammalia; Rodentia; Muridae. The coding region runs from base 51 to 716 and encodes 221 amino acids. The record is from RefSeq and is a predicted model, not a curated record.